Messenger RNA from Malurus melanocephalus (red-backed fairy wren), 3346 nucleotides. RefSeq names its product RAS guanyl releasing protein 3 (gene RASGRP3). The record is from RefSeq and is a predicted model, not a curated record. The transcript has 17 exons. Gene Ontology annotation, biological process: positive regulation of GTPase activity; Ras protein signal transduction. The coding region runs from base 452 to 2530 and encodes 692 amino acids. Gene Ontology annotation, molecular function: calcium ion binding; guanyl-nucleotide exchange factor activity. Gene Ontology annotation, cellular component: plasma membrane. NCBI's taxonomy places the organism in Eukaryota, Metazoa, Chordata, Aves, Passeriformes, Maluridae.
AGACUGUGUUGUGACAGGCCUAUUUAUAGUCCAAAGAAAGGAAAAAGCACCACUGGAGGCAGGAAAACUAAGUUGGGAAAGAAUAGAAGGAAGUGUGGCUGCCAUUUAGCCAAACAAUCUAGAACUAAUUGAGCUCAAAGGAGCCCCAGCCUCAGUGAAGCUGCGGGGAGUGAACAGAGCACAAUCCUGCUUCUCUCUCCAGAGCUCUGCCACGGCUGCUGAGUGGGAGCAAAUUUGCUGGGAGAAAAUAACUUCAGCAUCUCAAUACCCUGAGAGGAACUCUUUCAAAAAAGGAGCGUGAUGAAAGUUAGGUACCUAACAAAUUAAGAUUUUCAUUGAAGUCCAGCUAAGAGUGCAACCAACAAAAUAAAGUGAAAAAGCUGGRCAUCUGAAGAAGCAUCCUUCUACUUGGUGAAAAUGUCUCUUAUUUUUUGACAACGAUUAAAAGACAAUGGGGUCAAACACUCUUGGAAAGGCUGCAACAUUAGAUGAGCUUUUGAACACUUGUAUUGAAAUGUUUGAUGACAAAGGAAACCAGUGCUCCAGCCAUUUGCCAAGAACUUUYCUUUUAAUGCAUCGGUGGUAUCUGCCUUCGACAGAGCUGGCUGGCAAGCUGCUGUCCACAUAUAGAGAUGCCGAUGGGGAGAACUGCAAUGAAUUCAGAUUGAAAAUCUGCUACUUCAUGAGAUACUGGAUUUUGGAAUUUCCUGCGGAGUUUAACUUGGAUCUUGGGCUGAUUCGUUUGACUGAAGAGUUUCAAGAAGUAGCCAGCCAUCUCGGAUAUGAAGAUCACAUCCAUCUUAUUGAUAUCUCAAGCAUUCCUUCCUAUGACUGGAUGAGRAGAGUUACACAGAGGAAGAAGAUUUCCAAGAAAGGAAAAGCCUGCCUGCUCUUUGACCAUCUGGAGCCCAUUGAGCUAGCUGAACAUCUCACUUUUCUGGAGCAUAAAUCUUUUAGGAGAAUUUCUUUCACAGACUACCAAAGCUAUGUGAUCCAUGGCUGCUUGGACAACAAUCCUACUUUGGAGAGAUCUAUUGCUUUAUUUAAUGGUAUCUCUAAAUGGGUUCAGCUCAUGGUUCUCAGCAAACCCUCACCCCAGCAAAGAGCAGAAGUAAUCACAAAGUUUAUCAAUGUUGCACAGAAGCUCCUUCACCUCCAGAACUUCAACACACUGAUGGCAGUUGUGGGAGGUCUGAGCCACAGCUCCAUCUCUCGCCUGAAAGAGACCCAUUCCCAUCUGUCUUCGGAAGUCACAAAGGACUGGAACGAAAUGACAGAGCUGGUCUCUUCCAAUGGAAACUACUGCAACUACCGCAAGGCUUUUGCUGACUGUGUUGGCUUCAAAAUUCCUAUUUUAGGAGUCCAUUUGAAAGACUUGAUUGCUGUCCAUGUCAUUUUUCCUGAUUGGAUAGAUGAGAACAAAGUUAACAUAGUGAAAAUGCAGCAGCUUUCCGUCACCCUGAGUGAACUGGUUUCCCUGCAAACUGCUUCUCAUCAUUUAGAGCCCAAUUUGGAUUUAAUUAACCUGCUAACCCUGUCCCUGGACCUCUACCACACUGAGGAUGAUAUCUACAAGCUGUCACUGGUGCUGGAACCCAGGAACUCCAAAUCUCAGCCUACCUCCCCGACCACCCCCAACAAGCCAGUAGUGCCACUGGAGUGGGCAUCUGGAGUGGUACCAAAACCUGACCCUACAGUCAUUAACAAGCACAUACGAAAGCUGGUGGAUUCUGUCUUUAGGAACUAUGAUCAUGACCAUGAUGGUUAUAUUUCUCAGGAAGACUUYGAAAGCAUAGCUGCCAACUUCCCCUUUUUGGACUCAUUCUGUGUGCUGGACAAAGACCAAGACGGUCUUAUAAGCAAAGAAGAAAUGAUGGCUUACUUUCUGAGAGCUAAAUCACAGUUUCAGUGUAAAAUGGGACCAGGGUUUAUUCAUAACUUUCAGGAAAUGACCUAUCUUAAACCAACAUUCUGCGAGCACUGUGCAGGAUUUCUCUGGGGUAUAAUCAAACAAGGCUACAAAUGCAAAGACUGCGGUGCCAACUGUCACAAGCAAUGCAGAGACCUGCUUGUGCUGGCAUGCCGGAAAUUUUCCAGAGGAACCUCGGUAGGCAGCAACCACRGCUCUCUGCCUAGCAGUCCAUCUCUGCCUCCAGUCCAAGAUGAAGUAUUUGAAUUUCCUAGCGUUGCUGCAGAACACCAGGACCUUGAUGGCAGAGCUAUCACCCUUGUCACUGGCUCGUCACGAAAAAUUUCUGUGCGGCUGCAGCGGGUGACCACCAGCCAAGCAACGCAGACGGAACCACUCUGGCACGAGCCAGGUUGGAAUGAUUCAGGUUCCCAUACUUUCCCCAAAAUGAAGUCMAAAUUCCAUGGAAAAACUGGGAAGAACAAAGGCUUUGCAAAGUGGGAGAAUGAAAAGCCCAGCAUGCAGGCUGAUGUAGAACUAGAAGCCGAGGCCCCACAAGAUAUACAGAAUCACAACGGAAUAGAAACCCUCCCAGAAAGACAAGAAUCUGAGGAUAGCUGAUUGCUCACCCCGAGGCACAGAAAACUGAAGACGAGAACUAUAAGCAAGUGUUGAUGGACUGUCACAGACCACAUCUGGCCAUAAGGAGUGUUCCCAUACCUCGUCCUUUGAAACCCAACCAUUGCCCUGUUUUCUUAGCUGAAAGGUGUUAUCAGGCACUAUUUAUUUUCUCACGAGGAAGCCAUUUGGAUGCACAUUGCACGGACACAGCAGAACGGAUCUCUGCACUCAGUGUUUUCUUUUGUAUGACUUCUGUGGAAACUUCCUCUACAUGCCAGGGAGAAUAUAUUUGGCCUUCUUUAAAUGCACUGCAUCAUUUUGGUAUGUCUGCCAGCAACAACAAUAGCGAGGACAGAAGCCAAGCAUCUAAGUUUGUUCAAUAACACCCCUUACCCAAGGCUUGUAGUGAUCAUUUAAGGAAAGAAGUAGGUGUGUGUGUUAAUUAAAUCUCAAACAAAAAUCUCUCACAAAGUCCUCUACAUUGAAAUUCCUUGCACACCUGGGGUUUUGAAUUUUGGCCGUGUUUACAUUGCUACAGUGAACGUGUUGGUGUUCAGCACAGCGAUACCAGUUCCCAGACUGGGGAUCCUUCAAACAGGCAGCAUCCGGCUGAGACGGAAGGAAUUCCAAGACACUAUGUGUUUGUCUAGUUACACCACAAUGGAGAAGGGUCAUCUUUGCCAGCACUGAUUAUGGUAACAUUAGCAUGCAAUAAACACUUUAGUUUUAAGUGUGUGCGGGUGUCUGUGUAUAUCUGUGGAUACGAUACUUUUCUCUGGCUAGCAAGCUGUACAUGUUCUGAAGAGCAACCUCCAA